Molecule: messenger RNA, 1628 nt
Organism: Heterocephalus glaber (naked mole-rat)
Lineage: Eukaryota; Metazoa; Chordata; Mammalia; Rodentia; Bathyergidae
Gene: Yrdc
Product: yrdC N6-threonylcarbamoyltransferase domain containing
Biological process (GO): regulation of translational fidelity
Cellular component (GO): cytoplasm
Molecular function (GO): double-stranded RNA binding; tRNA binding; nucleotidyltransferase activity
Source: RefSeq, a predicted model, not a curated record
AGUGGGCCUGGGCGGAUGUCUCCGGCGCGGCCGUGCACCGGACUGAGGGCCGCAGUGGCUGCCAGCAUGGGGCUGAGCGAUGGGCCAGUGGGCUCCGCCCGAAGCGGUCGCCUCUUCCGUCCGCCGACCCCCGCUCCGGUGGCGCCGGGGGCCCGGCUGUUGCGGCUCCCGGGGAGUGGGGCGGUGCAGGCCGCAAGCCCUGAGCGCGCCGGCUGGACCGAGGCGCUUCGGGCUGCGGUGGCCGAGCUGCGCGCCGGCGCCGUGGUGGCCGUCCCCACCGACACGUUGUACGGCCUGGCCUGUUCGGCGAGCUGCUCGGCAGCACUGGACGCUGUGUACCGCCUCAAGGGCCGCAGCGAGGCCAAGCCGCUGGCCGUUUGCCUAGGCCGCGUGGCCGACGUCUACAGGUACUGUCAUGUGAAAGUGCCUGAGGAGCUCCUAAAAGAGCUGUUGCCAGGACCAGUGACCCUGGUGAUGGAACGCUCAGAGGAGCUCAACAAAGACCUGAACCCCUUUACUCCUCUUGUAGGCAUCCGGAUUCCUGACCAUGCCUUCAUGCAGGAGUUAGCCCAGAUGUGCGGGGGACCUCUUGCUCUCACCAGUGCCAACCUCAGCUCCCAAGCUAGUUCUCUGAAAGUUGAGGAGUUCCAAGACCUCUGGCCUCAUUUGUCUCUGGUCAUUGAUGGGGGACCAAUUGGGGAUUGCCAGAGCCUUGAGUGUCGCCUUGGCUCUACUGUGGUUGAUUUGUCUGUGCCUGGAAAGUUUGGCAUCAUCCGUACAGGGUGCGCCCUGGAACGCACUACAGCCACCCUCCAGAAGUACGGGCUGCUGCCCUCACAUGGGUCCUGCUCAUGAACUUGGGGAGAGGGGGUACCCACGGACGGCACUGGAUACUGUGUGUCUUUCUGCUGGUAGUUGGUGAGGCCUCAUUUGAAGAGGCCACAGGAGCCAUAUCACUAGCCUGAGCCGUUACCCAACAUGUCUUUCUGAGCACUAGACCAGAAGCUACUGGCUUGGCUUCGCCUUUCAGGAAGGUGAAACAAUUCUAUAGUUUUGUGUAUUGGGCAAAAGCCCAAUAAAGAGGUGAAGAACAUUCCUAACAUGUCUUUAUUUUGACAUUUCUUCCCUCACUCUUUUAAACUGAAAAAUAAUUUAAGUAACAGAUUUAGAAUCUAGUGAGAAUCUCCUCUGCUAGGUGGUGGCCUUUAAGAUCUAAAGUGCCAAGAAGUGCUGGUACAGUUGAAAGGUCAGGUAAGCAAAGGCAAGAGCUUAGGCUUCUGAAACCGGAACCAGGUUGAGAUAAAGAUCAUAGAGCUACAGGCCAAACAGUGCUCUGAAGUGGUUAGUUGGAGGAAGAGUAGUCACCAUAAUGGUAGGAAAUCUGGUGGGGUGAGGGGAGGGCACAAAUUAAACAAUAGGGAAAAUAAAUCUAUACUAUCCUUUUAGCCAGUGACCUUUAUUUAUUUAUAAAGUAUAAUUAAAAUUAUAUGUAUAGUGACUUUAAUUCCAGUGUUCACUCAGCAGCUUUUUAUCUUUAUUCACAUGUAUACCAACUGUUAAAGUUGUAGUCAGGCAUUUGAACUUUUUACUGUUAAAAAAUGCUACUAGUAAACAUAUUUGUAAAUGGG